Striga hermonthica is the source of this 1482-nucleotide messenger RNA. Lineage: Eukaryota; Viridiplantae; Streptophyta; Magnoliopsida; Lamiales; Orobanchaceae. The record is from the annotation of a GenBank genome assembly.
AUGUGUCUCACCUUCUCCCAUCACCAUUCACAAAAUCACAAUAAACCAAUCUCCAAUCUCUCCUACAAUCCAUUCCUCAGCUGUUCUUCAGAUCCGUUCAAGAUGCAGAUCUUUGUCAAGACACUGACAGGCAAGACCAUCACCCUCGAGGUCGAGAGCUCCGACACAAUUGACAACGUCAAGGCUAAGAUCCAGGACAAGGAAGGAAUCCCUCCGGACCAGCAAAGACUGAUCUUUGCCGGAAAGCAGCUCGAGGAUGGCCGUACCCUAGCUGACUAUAACAUUCAGAAGGAGUCCACACUCCACCUCGUCCUCAGGCUUCGUGGUGGGAUGCAAAUCUUCGUCAAGACCCUCACCGGGAAGACCAUCACCCUUGAGGUUGAGAGCUCCGACACAAUUGACAACGUCAAGGCAAAGAUCCAGGACAAGGAAGGAAUCCCUCCAGACCAGCAAAGACUGAUCUUUGCCGGAAAGCAGCUUGAGGAUGGCAGGACCCUAGCAGACUACAACAUCCAAAAGGAGUCCACACUCCACCUUGUCCUCAGGCUCCGUGGUGGGAUGCAAAUCUUUGUGAAGACCCUCACCGGCAAAACUAUCACCUUGGAAGUCGAAAGCUCGGACACAAUCGAUAAUGUGAAGGCAAAAAUCCAGGACAAGGAAGGAAUCCCUUCGGACCAGCAGAGACUGAUCUUCGCUGGAAAGCAGCUCGAGGAUGGCAGGACCUUAGCAGACUACAACAUCCAAAAGGAGUCCACACUACACCUCGUCCUCAGGCUCCGUGGCGGGAUGCAAAUCUUUGUGAAGACCCUUACCGGCAAGACAAUCACCUUGGAAGUCGAAAGCUCGGACACGAUCGAUAAUGUGAAGGCAAAAAUCCAGGACAAAGAGGGCAUCCCACCUGACCAGCAGAGGCUGAUCUUUGCUGGGAAACAGCUCGAGGAUGGAAGGACCUUGGCCGACUACAAUAUCCAAAAGGAAUCUACCCUUCACCUUGUCCUGCGUUUGAGGGGUGGAAUGCAAAUCUUCGUGAAGACCCUUACCGGCAAAACUAUCACAUUGGAAGUUGAAAGUUCGGACACUAUUGACAAUGUGAAGGCUAAAAUCCAGGACAAGGAGGGUAUUCCUCCUGACCAGCAGAGGCUGAUCUUUGCCGGCAAGCAGCUCGAGGAUGGGAGGACUCUUGCAGAUUACAAUAUCCAGAAGGAAUCGACUCUUCACUUGGUCUUGCGUUUGAGGGGUGGUAUGCAGAUUUUUGUGAAGACGCUGACCGGGAAGACUAUCACACUGGAGGUGGAGAGUUCGGACACGAUUGAUAAUGUGAAGGCGAAGAUUCAAGACAAGGAGGGAAUCCCGCCGGAUCAGCAGAGGCUGAUAUUUGCCGGGAAGCAGCUGGAAGAUGGACGUACUCUUGCGGAUUACAAUAUCCAGAAGGAAUCGACUCUUCACCUUGUGCUCCGUCUCCGUGGGGGUGGUUGUUUCUGA